AUGUCUGUCCAGAAGAGUGCGACCAUAUCUCGGAAGAGACAGCGAGACAACGAUGCAGCAGGUCCAGCUAAGAAGCUGAGGAGAAGUAGCGAAGAGACAGACGAUGGUUCAGACGACAAAGGAAUACAGAGAGGAUCGUUACGAGCCCCGACUAAACACACGAAGCAGGAACGAAAGAAGAAUCGAUCUUCACGAAUCCAUUCCCUUCGCAAGCUGCUCGCUCGUAGCAGUUUGCCCAGCACAAUUCGGCAGGAGAAGGAACGAGAGCUGGCAGCUCUACUACACGACCAAGGAAAAGCGCAACAGAAGAAGCAGGCCAAGAAGGUGCUCGAAAAAUACCAUUAUGUUAGGUUCAUCGAGAGACAGAAAGCCGAGAAGAGAUUGAAGCAGUUACGCAAGCAAGCACAAGCGGAGGGCGAGGACGAAGAGCUGAGCAAGAAGAUACAUGAAAUGGAGGUCAGUCGCAAUUAUGCUAUAUAUGCGCCGCUUGACCAGAAGUAUGUUUCAGUAUUCGUACCAAAGACACAAGGUGACGAGGAGGAGGAGAACGUGUCACAAGACCCUGCCACACGGAAGCCAGAGAUGUGGCAUGUGGUAAGAGAGCUGAUGGCUCAGGGUCAAUCUCAGCUAGAGGCUCUUCGCGACGGAAGUACGAAAGAAAAGAGAGUGAUGUCCGACGAGGACAACAAUGUCCAGCAUUCAGCAGGUCGUUCUGCUGAGAAACUAGAUAGACGGAAACGCAAGCUGCCAUCACAGCAUCUAGCUGGCGACAAAAAAGGACAACACCAGGCAAUAGAGACCUCGGACGACGAGGAUGUCAUAGAUGGUGGUUUCUUUGAGCGAUGA
Molecule: messenger RNA, 846 nt
Organism: Lithohypha guttulata
Lineage: Eukaryota; Fungi; Ascomycota; Eurotiomycetes; Chaetothyriales; Trichomeriaceae
Gene: efg1
Product: rRNA-processing protein efg1
Exons: 1
Coding region: 1-846 (281 amino acids)
Biological process (GO): maturation of SSU-rRNA from tricistronic rRNA transcript (SSU-rRNA, 5.8S rRNA, LSU-rRNA)
Cellular component (GO): preribosome, small subunit precursor; nucleolus
Source: RefSeq, a predicted model, not a curated record